CUGGAGAGGUGCAGAGGAGAAGUGGGGGCAGCAGGACAGCUGUGGAACGGAGCCGGCAGAGGAGCGCUGAAUCUGGAAGAGCAGCUGUGAGAUGCCGGCCAUCCGGAAGCCACUUCUGCAGGAAAUUGAAGGUUUCCAGCUCUAGAUGAGGAUGGCUGGUGACUCUCAAGUUCAGAUGGACCAGGACAUGGAGAUAGGAGUUACCCCCAGGGAGGUGAAAAAGCUCCCGAAGCACCUGAGGGAGGCACCAAUCUCCACCGACCGCACACACCUGAUCACUGAGCCGGCCAAGAAGGUCAGGCAGCGCUAUGUGCAGAAGGAUGGCAAAUGCAAUGUCCACCAUGGCAAUGUCAAGGAGACCUACCGCUAUCUGAGUGACCUGUUCACCACGCUGGUGGACCUGAGGUGGCGUCUCAGCCUCUUCAUCUUCACCCUGGUCUACGUGGUCAACUGGCUCUUCUUUGGCCUCCUCUGGUGGCUCAUCGCUCUGAUCCGGGGGGACCUAGUCCACGGUGACGAAGAGGGCUGGACGCCCUGUGUGGAGAACCUCAACAGCUUUGUCUCAGCCUUCCUCUUCUCCAUUGAGACCGAGACCACCAUCGGCUACGGCUACCGUGUCAUCACGGAGAAAUGCCCUGAGGGGAUCAUCCUCCUGCUGGUACAGGCCAUCUUGGGCUCCAUUGUCAAUGCCAUGAUGGUGGGCUGCAUGUUCGUCAAGAUCUCACAGCCCAAGAACCGGGCGGAGACACUCAUGUUCUCCCACAAGGCCGUCAUCUCGGUGCGUGACAACAAACUGUGCCUCAUGUUCCGUGUGGGCGACCUGCGCAACUCACACAUUGUGGAAGCCUCCAUCCGCGCCAAGCUCAUCCGCUCGCAGCAGACCAAGGAGGGCGAGUUCAUCCCACUCAACCAGACCGACAUCAACAUUGGCUUCGACACGGGCGAUGACCGCCUCUUCCUGGUCUCGCCGCUCAUCAUUUCGCACGAGAUCAAUGAGAGGAGCCCCUUCUGGGAGCUGUCACGGGCGCAGAUGGAGAAAGAGGAGUUUGAGAUUGUGGUCAUCCUGGAAGGAAUGGUGGAGGCCACAGGGAUGACCUGUCAAGCGAGGAGCUCUUACUUGGACACGGAGGUGCUGUGGGGCUACCGUUUUACCCCAGUGCUCUCCCUGGAGAAGGGCUUCUACGAGGUGGACUACAACAACUUCCAUGACAUCUACGAGACCAACACGCCCUCCUGCAGUGCCAAAGACCUGGCUGCAACCCAGCGGGAGGGCAGGCUGCUCCCCCAUCUAACCCUCCUCACUCCGGACCCCAAAUACCACCCCUUGGACCCGUUCUCCGCCCCCAAUGACCUCACAUGGGUAGAGAAGAAGGAGGAGGUGGAGGAGGAGGAGGAGAAGUAGGAGCGGGAGGGGGAGAGGGGGAGAGGAGAAAAGAACAGAUUGGCCGCCAAUCUCGGGGAUCAACCAUAAAAAAGCCCCUACAGAGAGACAAACUGAAACAAUGCAUCAUUGAAUCCAUAUAAAGCUUGUCCCGAGUGAAGAGGGAGGAAAAACCAAAUGCAAUAUUCCAUAUGUCACUCAAUGUGUUAUGUUUGUGGUGUAUAUAAAUAUAUACAC
Molecule: messenger RNA, 1618 nt
Organism: Megalops cyprinoides (Indo-Pacific tarpon)
Lineage: Eukaryota; Metazoa; Chordata; Actinopteri; Elopiformes; Megalopidae
Gene: kcnj5
Product: potassium inwardly rectifying channel subfamily J member 5
Exons: 4
Coding region: 146-1402 (418 amino acids)
Biological process (GO): potassium ion import across plasma membrane; regulation of monoatomic ion transmembrane transport
Cellular component (GO): plasma membrane
Molecular function (GO): G-protein activated inward rectifier potassium channel activity
Source: RefSeq, a predicted model, not a curated record